AUGGGGUUCAGCUCCGAGAGGACAGAAUAAAACACACCCAACAGAGGCAACACUUCACUAGAUGUCAUUUUGCGAAUUUAUUUUCCUCUUCCAAGAUCACGCUCAACUAAACUUGCCGCGUGUUUGCCCGAGCCAGGACUAGCUUCUGUAAGACCCUGAUAGCCGGCGAUCCUUUGCUGGAAGCGGAGCUUUAUUUCGGUGAGGUUUAAAAUGAGUGCUACAUUCAGCAGUCUGCUGGCAACAUUGUUUCUACUCCUGGUUCUGAGGGUGGAACAGAUCGCUGAGGCGUGUAGUUGUGCCCCGAACCAUCCCCAGCAAGCUUUCUGUAAUGCAGAUGUAGUGAUAAGGGCGAAAGUGGUUGCAAGUAAAGCAGUGAUUUCUGGGAAUGACAUCUAUGGAAAUCCCAUCCAGAAACUCCAGUAUGAGGUCAAACAGAUAAAGAUGUUCAAAGGACCAGAGCACAACAUUGAAUAUAUUUUCACUGCCACUUCUUCAGCGGUGUGUGGAGUCACGCUUGAAACAAAUGGGAAAAAAGAAUACUUAAUUACAGGUAAACUGGGUGAAGAUGGAAAGAUGUUAAUCACACUCUGUGAUUUUAUUAAGCAAUGGGACAUGUUAACUCCCACACAGAAGAAAAGCCUGAACCAGAGAUACCAAAUGGGAUGUGAUUGUAAGAUUAUCAGAUGUCCAUCCAUUCCUUGCUACAUUACCUCUCGAAGUGAGUGCCUGUGGACAGACUGGGUGACCGGGAAAAGCAUUAAUGGACGUCAGUCCAAGCACUAUUCUUGCGUUAAGAGGAGCGAUGACUCCUGUGCAUGGUACCGAGGUGUAAAUCAACCCAAGAAAGAGUUUCUGGAUGUAGAGGAUCCAUAAUUUUAUUCCAUCAAACUCACUAUUCAUCUGAAAAUUCACAUAUAAGUGUUGUCUAUAAUAUGAAAAAUAUAACCCAAAUUUCUUCUGUCCAAUAUCGCAGGUCUGUUUGCUUACUGUGUGGUGUUACCUGUAUGUAACAUGGCAUAUACUUUUCUUGCAUUUUGGCACCAGCUGUACAGUGUGCAUUUCUCUGACUAGAAUUUGAAAUGCACUUUGGUUUGUUUUAGAAAGCUGCAGCAUUGAAAGUAUUUGGUAUAGUCUGUGUUAAAUGUGAGGAUUGACUCCUCCACUUAUUUGUAAGUAUUUUUCACCCUUGAAGGCCUAGAGUAGUGCAUUUGCAUUCGUGUCCAGAAAUAACACACCUCCCCAUUUUAUUCGGAAGUGCUGUUGUUUUUAAGAAUUGCAGACUCUAUUCUUGAUCUAAUUUAAUAAGUCUGCCAUGAUAACUUAAUAUUGCAAUUUUAGACUUUGCAUGAUAGAAAUAUGUCGUAAGCUGAAAGGUAAUCAAUGCUGAAAGAGUUUGAAUAUUUAUUCCUUUUGCAAGUUAUAUUUCUUCUUUCUUCCAUAAUGGUUGUCAUCAUAACAUACAACAGUAAAAUAUUAACCAACUAUGAGCCAUGAUAUUGAUUAUCAUUAAGGCCUUAAUUAUAAUGGGUAUUGUGAUCAUCUAAACUUCUUUUUUCUUUAAACUUUUUUUGUGUUCAGCAAGAGAUGUUUAUAUUGGGAAUGGAACUCUUGUCAUUGCUAGGUACCCAGCAUUUGCUUCCAGCACAUUGUGCAGAUAAUGCUGCCAGAUACAGAUUAAACCUUUCUUUUCCUUUUCCCAGCAUCAUUCCCCAUCCCACCACAACAAUUAGCAUUUACAUUUUUCAUGUAACAUAUAAAACAGUCCCGGGCACUUGUGUGGAAUGUUGUUAGACAAUUUAAUGAGCCCUUCAGGAGACAGGUGACCAAAACUUGAUUCUAAGAAGUGUUGUAAAGAUUUAAGAUGGAGAAUCAAAAAGGUUUAGGGAGGUCCUCCCAGAGCCAUGUUUGUUACACCAGUGUGAUGUCUUUUUUUAAAUGUUUCUCUCCAAGCAAGAUUUCCAAUUAGCAGAUAUCAAAACAGCUUUAUUAUUUAAAUCUAUGACAGUUGAGAACAGCAUUAUAACUGCACAACUGUAACAUCAUAACUAGAAUCCUUAGCCUCAAUAGAGAAAGAAGAUAUUCAUCCCAUCAAUCCAGUUGUCCUCCAUUAUAAGGUCAGAAGUAGGAAUAGUUGCUGAUGACUGUACAAUGUUUAGCACCAUUUAUUACUCCUCAAAUACUGAAGCCAUAUGUAGCAAGACUUUGACAGCAUUCCAACUUGGGCAGUUAAGUGACAAGUAACAUUAGCGCCAUACAAGUGCCAAGCAAUAACUGUCUCCAGCAAGACAGAGUUUAAUCAUCUCCCCUUGACAGUCAAUGACACCUAUUGAAUUUCCUACCAUAAUUGAAUUUCAUUACUAUCAACAUCUUGGAAGUUACCGUUGACCAGAAACUGAACUGGUCCAGCUACAUAAAUACUGUGCCAAUAAAAGCAACUUCAAAACUUGGAUUCUGAGUAACUCCCUUCCUGACUUGCCAAAUUCUGUUCACUACAACAGGGCAAAAAUCAGGAGUGUGAUGGAAUACUGUGUGAUGGAGUACUCUCAACUUAACUGGAUGAGUGCAGCUCUAACAGCAAUCGGGAAGCUUGACACCAUCAGCCAAAACAGACCACUGGAUCAGCACCACAUCCGUCACCUUUAACAUUUACUCCCUUCACCACCAUUAUGGAGUGGUAGCUGUGUGUCCAAUCUACAAAAUGCACUGCAGCAAUGCAACAAGAUUCCUUCCACACCACACUUCUUUUUUUUUUUAUCCCACUAUUGCUCAGUGAAUAUCCUGGAGCUCCCUUCCUGACAGCACUGAGUGUGUGUGCACCACGAAAGGAAUGCAGCAGUUCACAAAGGCAGCUCAAUAGACCUUCUCCAGGGCAAUUAAUGCUGGCCUAACCAGUGACACCUAUAUAUCAUGAGAACAUAAAUUUUAAUAAAACAUUUGAAUCUGCAGUCUCAAAAACAAAAGCAAUGGUUAAUUCACGAUAGGGACCAUUUGUUUUCUUCUUUCUAAUUAUUACAUAAAUAUAAUGUUUCCUAAUCAAACUUUAGUUAAACAUUGCAUCCUGCAAAGAUGCUUUGUCUGGUAUGUAUAAUUGAUAAAUAGUUAAAAUAUAUUUUGCCCAUGGAAUUGCUAAGAUGGGCAGUUUACAAUUUGUUAAUAUUUUACUUUUUGCGUAUUGAAAUUCAGCUAAAAUCAAGUCUAUAAAAUUCAGAAAUUACUCAACCACUUAUUUUAAAUGAUAUUUGGAUUGAAAAGAUUAGAUGAAAUGAACUCUUUCUUGUAGUCUUUAAAAUAUUGGGCCAGAUCUUUUGACACCAGCAUCAUGAACAUUGAGAUACUCGCCGCUGUUGCAUAUCAGGAUCUUUUGGGAGUCCUGAUCCACACGCACAUUGCACUGCCUCUUGUGUGAUGCUUACCCAGAUACAAACAGUAAUGUUGUCCUGUUGUUGAAUUCUGGCAUAAGUUAGUAAAGGCAGAGUCUACCUUACCAUGAGACAUCCUAUCCCACCCGAUUUAACCAAACACCCAUUCAGUCACUCACUGAUCUCACUAUUAAAAGCCUUGAGUCCUUAAAAUUUACCUGAUCGCAAUGGUUGGUGUGCGGAAAAAUGGAGUGUUCCUCAUCAUCUUGUUCUUUGCGGAUGGCUGUGGUGAGAGAUCGCUACUGGACAAAAAAGCACAGAUGCAAAGAUCCAAAAGGUAGGGAUUUAAUGACGCUUGCAGUCAGCAACAAUUGCUGACUGGAAGACCUGACCCUUUAUUACCGUGUUAUUCGAGAGUGUGGUAGAAAUUGGAAACUCUUGACCUUGGGGUCAAUUGAAGGUUUUAAGAUGGAGGUUUUUUAGCUAUGGUAAUGGAGGAUGGAGGACAUGGGGAAAUUGUGGAUGAAUAGUUUUAAGGGACAGGUUAUCCAUUUUACUGAAUGCCAGAAGAUGUUCAAGAAUCUAUAUCUUUGUUUUUAUUUGUAGUCCUCUGAUUUCUUUCCAUGAUCCAUCAUAAUGCAAUAAAUUGCUUGAUGCACUAGGUUAGUUUUUGAAUAAUCUUUUUUUAAAAUAGUUAUCUCAAUGUAUUCUUUCAUUUUAUCGACAAAAUCCAACUUAUUUUUUGCUUAGCCCAAUGUUCUAUAAAAACAAUUGCAGUGUUAAUGGCAUUUUGGUAAAUGCUGGUGAUAAACCAUUAAUGUAUUUUGGUGGAGUUGCCAAUAUUAUAUCAAAAUAGAUUUUUAUUAGUGUGAUUAGAGUUAGUUAUUGAACCUUCUUUAUGUAAUUUUGAAAUCUCCAAGACAAGGUAGCAUCAAGAUUAUGCAGAGUUUUAGGCUUUUACUAUAUAGCUUUUUAAAAUUGGAUCGCAAGGAGCAAUAUUGCAGAUGCUGGAAAUCUGAAAUGAAAAUACAAAAUGUUAGAAACACUCAACAAACAUGACAGUGGCAUCUCUGAAGAGAAGGAGGAAGGUACCAGUCUCAUAACCUUUCAUUACAUAUGCAGACCUGAAAGAUGAAGCCUAUUUUCCUUGAUUCACAGAUGUUGCUGGCCUGUUGCGUUUCCAGAAUUUUUGGCUUCCACAAAAAAAUAGCAUUUUUAAAAAGAUUGGAAACUGGAAAAAUACUCAGUUGCAAAACAAAAAAGGUAUUUCCUUUUGAACUGUAGAAUGUUGUCAGUCCUCAGAAUUAUUGAUAUUUUUAAAUCAACCUGUUAUGACACGUGUGAAACAGGUGGUACUUGAAGCUAAGCCCUCUGGCUCAGAGGUAGGGGUACUACCACUGCAGCACAAUAACCAUCAUCAGGGUGAUAUGGUUAAUCUCUUUUACUGGGUUGGAUUAAAUACUAUUGAUGUGGUCCAGCCCAUCAGUUGGAGAACAAGUGGGAAACCCACGUUGCCACAAGAGGGAGCUGCACCUGAUGAAGGGAUUGGUGACAGGCCCUCACUGAGGUUCAACACACCAGUGUGGAAACCCCACCUUGCCAAGAGCUCAAAGGCCAGUAGCGCUCCUUCAAAAGUGGUGCAAGACUGGAAGGAGACUGCUGCUAGUAAUGUAUCUAAAGCGAGGCAGAGGAUCACUGAUCACAGGCCACGGAUAAGUGAAGGGUGGGGUGGGAAUCAUAAGGUGGAUGGUGCAGGGUGUUUCGAGCCCACUUUCUGUGACUGACCCCUGCCCAGUAGUGGUUCAUUUGAUAAGGAACCAAGUACUCUUUUAAAAAAGGGCGGAGCCACCCUGCAGCUCCCAGAAGACCAGGUUUGCCUGCUGACCUUCUGCAUAUAGGGGAAAGCCAUGAAACCUGCAUGUCAUCCCUGAGCCGUCAUUAAAUUCCAGUAAGUUCAGGGAUAAUUAGUGUAAAUUGGUUCAAAUUUAGUGAGCCUAAUUGGCAACUGGCUCACAAGUAAGUCCCCUCACCCCACCCACCUACCAUGGCCCAUUCCUGCCUCCAACAUAUUCAUAGGAGAUUUUCACUACAGCCAGACUUUAGGCCUCUCCAGUGAUUAAGUGGGCCCAGUCACUGUGCUCCUCCCGUGGUGAUCUCCAUAAAAUCCAGCCCAGUUUGUAUGUUAACAUGAGAUGUGGAAAUUCAGCAGAGAGGACUAUCAAUCACAUUUGAUUUAUUGCCAUGUUCUUUUGAGAUAUUAUUUGCAGGCAGAUAGUUCAGAGCUUUCAAAAAAAAACAUUGGAUCCAAUUUUAAAAGCAUUGAAAUAUUCGUAGUUCACCUGUAGUACAGCUGCCUUGUAAAUACUUCGUGAAUAUUUCUUUCACAAUUAACAUUCUUUUACGAUUACCAGUACAAAAAAAAUGAGUUUUAAUAACACUCUGGAUAGAAUGUCGCAUACCAAAAGUUAUUUUUCUACAUUCUUGAAGUAUCUUUGUACUUAUUGCCCAGAUGAUAAGAUUUGAUCUAUUUCUUCUGUAAUUCUUUUUUAAAGGUUUUAUUAAUAGAAUGUUUAACUUAUAAUUCCUUUAAAGCUAUGCUUUUUAAGUAAUAAGUGUUCAGAAUGGACUUACAUAAUUUAAGGCUUUGAUGUUUUGCAAAGAUUGUUCGAAAAAAGUCAGAGACUUGCAAUUUGUUUGAUCUGUACACAUAAAAACGAUGAUGAGAAACAUUUGCUGCAUGUGUUUGUUAUUCUGUAUAAUUCAUGUAGUAAGUUCCAUGUGGAUUGGAUUCAUGGAAAAGUAUGGUAUUAUCAAAUAAAGAUUUAUUACUAUAUGUUGCUAAAAUA
This is a messenger RNA of Chiloscyllium plagiosum (whitespotted bambooshark), 6205 nucleotides long. It is a transcript of the gene timp2a, whose product is annotated as TIMP metallopeptidase inhibitor 2a. Gene Ontology annotation, molecular function: metalloendopeptidase inhibitor activity; protease binding. Gene Ontology annotation, cellular component: extracellular matrix. The record is from RefSeq and is a predicted model, not a curated record. Gene Ontology annotation, biological process: response to hormone; response to cytokine; negative regulation of membrane protein ectodomain proteolysis. Lineage: Eukaryota; Metazoa; Chordata; Chondrichthyes; Orectolobiformes; Hemiscylliidae.